AAGACGUACCGCCAGUUCGCUCCGUGUUUCAUGAGAGAAUCCUGUUAGAUUUCGAAAAUUGUAUCACUUCCGUUUAUAUUUCUAAGCAGGGCAAUUAAUGGUGUUUAUAAUUAUAUCAUUCACGACACCGAUUUCGGAAGGUAACUUCAGUGACUGAAGAUGGACUCGAGCCUCCAAAACCUCACCUCAGGCCCCAAUGAAGACAAAACCCUUUCAUAUCACUCGAUCAUAUCUUUAUAUUCCGGACACAAAGAUAUGUCUGCAAAGUUCUGAGAGCACUUGAUACGUAAUAUAAGAGACUAUUGUUUAAUAUGAUGUGACGUAUUUUCGUGGUUAUUCGAGGACAUAGCAUUACUCAUCUUAAAUGAAGUCUACAUUCUCAAGGUUUGUCGAACCGCAAGAUAGGGCAGUCGGUCUCCUCCUCCUCGUGUCCACGCUCUCGAGUGUACGAGGCAUGAGCGCUCAAGAGCAGAAAUUCACGGUGUAUCCAGACAGCGUUGAGGUCAAUGAAGGGGACGACGUGUUCCUCAGUUGCGUUGUGCAGAACCAGCAAGGAAAGGCCCAGUGGACUAAGGACGGAUUUGCAUUAGGUUUUGAGCGUGACGUUCCCGGCUACCCUCGCUACUCGUACUCGGGGGACUCAGAAAAGGGUGAGCAUCACCUGGUAAUCCACGGAAUCACUCUGGAGGAUGACGGGGAGUACCAGUGCCAAGUUGGCCCGACUGCCAAAACGAGUGCCCUCUGGGCGUCCGCUAACGUCACCGUCAUGGUCUCCCCCUCCAGCAUAAGCAUCUUGGGAGGGAUAGACGGCGAGCCAGUGGUAGCAGUCGCGGACAAACAGCUUCGAAUUCAGUGCCUCGUGAAGGAGGCGAGACCGGCUCCCAGCGUCGCUUGGUACAGGAACGGCAUUAUGCUCGACCAAAACACGCACACAGAGAGAGCGGAGCCGUCGACACAGUUCAAAAGGUGGAAUGUGCGAAGUCGGUUGACCUUGACCCCGAAGCCGGAAGAUGACGGCCAACAAUUCUCCUGCCGGGCGCUUCAUCCCUCCCUCAUGAACUCCCCCACCUCCCUGGUAGCCUCCGUCACUCUCUCGGUUUUACACCUACCAGAGCCUCCAGUGAUCUCAGGAUACAAGACUGGGGAGAUUCUGAAGGAAGGCCAAGACAUCACAUUGACCUGUAAGUGCGAGGGUGGCAAUCCGAGACCGCGGUUGGGGUGGUACAAAAACGGGAAGUUGUUGAACCAUCCCAACACCACUUACACCAAGGCCACGAAGGAGAACGACUUUGUGAAAUCGAGCCUGGCGCUGCAGGUGAAGGCCGACGAUGACAGGGCCACUUUUGAGUGCCGGGUGACGAAGAACGACAUUUUAAAUCACCCUCUUUCGGAUAACGUCACUUUCACCGUCCAUUACAGUCCAAAGCGAGUUUUCGUCACUGGGCCUUCCGUUGCCACGGCGGGAGAGGAGUUCACGCUGACCUGCGUCACGUCGAAAUCGAAUCCAUCGGCAGCCAUCAACUGGUUAGUCCAUGGGAUGCAGGUAGCGACUGUAGCGUCACUGAUCAGCGAAACCGACGACGGAGGCUGGGUGACCUCAUCUGACCUGAAGUAUUACCUGGAUAGGUCAUUAGCACUCAGCGAAAUCACCGUGGACUGCACAGCUCAUAAUCCCGCCAGCGACAGGAUGGUCAGCGAAUCGCAUGUCAUUAGCAUAAUUAAACCGCCAGGGCGUCCGUUCAUCAAAGUGGAAGGCGCUGGCGAAGUGGUGGCUGGUGGGAGGAUGGCUAUCAUCUGCACGAGCGAAGGAGGAAACCCACACCCGGGUAUCACCAUAUACAAAGGUCACACGAAGCUCCUGACGAAGGUUGUUAUAGACGGCAGGGUUACGAGGGCGAGAGCCAUCACAGACGUCGUGGCUUCAGAUAAUGGCAUCAAAGUGUCUUGCGAGGUCGCCAACCCUGCUAUUAGGGCACCCCUUGUUGCCCACACCAAGGUCAAACUGCUUUUCCCCCCUUGGGAAGUGAGCGCCUGGGUGUCUCCCGCCCACGUCGAUGCAGGUCAGGUCAUCAGCCUCGUCUGCGAAUCGACGUCCAGUCUCCCACCUUCCAGAGUUUCCUGGCGGUCGGGGCCUCUCAUGUUGCACGGAGCGACUUCCUCGCAAAGCCCUGGGCUCUAUGGCGGAACGGUGACAAAAUCAGUCCUGGAAGUCCGAGCGUUGAUAGAGGAUAACGGUCGGGUCUUCACCUGCGAUGCGAACAAUGGCCUUGGAACGACCGUGACGACGAACGUCACGCUUAACGUCUUACAUGGACCCAUCUGGGUGACGGUUCCUACUGGAACGAUUGAAGUUCAAGAGAAGGACGACCUCAUCCUAACAGCUGCUGCCAACGCCAAUCCUCCUCCUGUCAGUUACACCUGGUGGCGAGGUCCACUGAAGAUUGAAGGGCUCAGUUCCUCAGACGGGGAAGACACCGAAGGGCGCCUAGAAAUAAGGCGCAUUCACCGUCAGGAGGCAGGGGCCUAUUCGGUGACAGCGACGAGCCCCAGAGGAAGAGUCAACGCUUCUUUCAUCAUCAAUAUUCUCUACGGUCCAGAAAGUGUCCUGGCGUCUAAAAGAGUCACAGUCGACGAAGACGGUUCUACCUCAGUCCUCUGCUCGGCUGUUGGCAACCCUGCCCCUAACGUGACCUGGUUCAGACAAGAUCAGUAUAGCAGCAUCCGUGAAAUCCUAACGUGGGGCAUCAAUGAAGCGAGGUUGCCAAUACAAUACGCCUCGAGAUCGGACACGGGUUUCUACUACUGCCUGGCAAGUAAUGUGGUAGCCACUUCCGCCCCUGUGAAGACAGCAGUGGUUGUUACACGUAAGUUUUAAGUUCUCUCUCUCU
Messenger RNA from Macrobrachium nipponense, 2888 nucleotides. Its product is annotated as nephrin-like. The transcript is spliced from 17 exons. Gene Ontology annotation, molecular function: cell adhesion molecule binding. Gene Ontology annotation, cellular component: plasma membrane; cell-cell junction. Lineage: Eukaryota; Metazoa; Arthropoda; Malacostraca; Decapoda; Palaemonidae. Bases 365 to 2875 code for a protein of 836 amino acids. Gene Ontology annotation, biological process: cell-cell adhesion. The record is from RefSeq and is a predicted model, not a curated record.